AUGGCGCUACAGGAUGCAUUGUGGGCAGCAUACUGCCAGACGGACACACCUCCCGUUCCGCCUCGUUUUCGACACUUCGUGGUGAACGGCUCCGUCUGCAACGCUCGGCGCUUUCAGGAGAAGGGCUUCGACGUGCAGCUGCUGGGAUUCGCUCGAUGCCAGAUGACGAAGGAGGGGGAGCUCGACGAGGACAGCUGCUACUUGGAUGGCGUGCGUGAGGGCUACCAGGUCCUCCUGCACUUGCUCAAGAUUUUGGAGGAGCAGACUCAGCAGAUCAGCGAACCUGCCGAGCCCGAUCUCAUCGAGCCGAUCCAAGCAGAGCUGAGCCAGGUGUCGGCUUCUACCCCAGCUCUCCAGCAUACAGGACACCAUGAACAUGAAAUAGAGGAGCCUGCGGAGCAGGAAGAGCUCUCGGAGGGCGGUGCUGAACCUGUCGAGCCAGCUGAAGGCAGUGGCGGCAGUGAGCUGGAGCCUGGCUGUGGCAGUUUGCAGCCGGCCGUGCCUCCGCCGGCUACGGCUCCUUGCAGUCGCCUGCUCGCUGGCCGCCGUGCCACCAGCCUGGAAGAUCUUGGGGCUCCAGAAACUCGGGCAGAGUUCUGGCAACAGCGGCGGGCGCUUAGCGACGGCGGCACUCCGAGGGCACCGCAGCCGGCGAGCAAGGCCCCUCCACCGUCGGACAGCGGCCGGGCGGAGCGUCAGGGCCGGGAGGGCGGCCGCGAAGCCGGCAGACCGUCGGUUGCGAUGCUGGCAUCCACUUCUGCGGGCAGGUCCUUCCCCACGGCACCGGUGCCUCUCCGUGCUUCGACAGAGCGCUCUCAGUCAGACUUUGACGCAAAUGCCCUGGUGGAAGAUGCAGCAGAGGUGGCCCUGGUGCCUUCCGAGGAGAAUCGGCCAGCAGACAGUCCACAAGGUGAGGAUGCAUGGUUUUCCUGGCUAGGUGCUCUCUACGGCUGA
This is a messenger RNA of Symbiodinium sp. CCMP2456, 954 nucleotides long. NCBI's taxonomy places the organism in Eukaryota, Dinophyceae, Suessiales, Symbiodiniaceae. The record is from the annotation of a GenBank genome assembly.